GAACUGAAGUCCAUAAGGUGACGACGAAGGUCAACAGUCAUUACAAAAUCAAUGGACAGAGGAAGACUCCCAAGGAAGAGAAGCUAAGAAUGAAAGAAUGUGAGCAAGCAGAAAAGGACAGGCAGCUAUCAGAGGGAGAGGAAAAUGGGAAAUCGAUUAUGAAAGAAAUAGACACCUACAUGAAAUUGUUUCACGCUGCGGAAAGGUUGCGGCGGCGGGCAGAGGACUACUACAGACGCAAAAUCGCCCCUUCUGCAAGAAAGCCUCAUGCCAACUGGCUCUGUGCUCAAGCCUUGCAGAGGAAGAUGGCAGAGAGGAAGGCUGCCUCCAAGCAGCAAAGGUGUGAAAUGAGGGAAAAGUAG
Molecule: messenger RNA, 362 nt
Organism: Nomascus leucogenys (northern white-cheeked gibbon)
Lineage: Eukaryota; Metazoa; Chordata; Mammalia; Primates; Hylobatidae
Product: putative NPIP-like protein
Exons: 6
Coding region: 90-362 (90 amino acids)
Source: RefSeq, a predicted model, not a curated record